Molecule: messenger RNA, 364 nt
Organism: Staurois parvus
Lineage: Eukaryota; Metazoa; Chordata; Amphibia; Anura; Ranidae
Source: the annotation of a GenBank genome assembly
UCCAAUGCCUGAUGACCUGGUGCCCGCUGUCGAACCAGAUGACCCGGUACUCGCUGUCGAGCCAGAUGACCUGAUGCCAGAAGACCCGGUGCCCGCUGUCGAGUUUGACGACCCGAUGCCCGCAGUCUUGCCAGAUGACUCGGUGCCCGCUGUCUUUCCAGAUGACUCGGUGCCCGCAGUCGAACUUAAAGACCCGAUGCCCACUGUUUUGCCAGAUGACUCGGUGCCCGCUGUCUUGCCAGAUGACUCGGCGCCCGCUGUGUUGCCAGAUGACUCGGUGCCCGCAGUCUUGCCAGAUGACUCGGUGCCUGCUGUCUUGCCAGAUGACCCGGUGCCCACUGUCUUGCCAGAUGACUCGGUGCCC